CUCCCCGCCUGCGCCAGAGUAGCUAGGGUCUUCCUGCUCACUCGCGCACACACCAGAAGUUUUGGAGGGCUUGACUCCUGCCCACGCUGGCAGUAGUAGCCUUCCUGGUCCCUUUGUGGCAAGGUGGGGACUAGAUUUCAAGUGGACGGGGAUUUCGGCCCCUGAUGCCUAUAAGGAACCAGGGGUGCAGCUCACUUUUUUUUUUUUUUUUGGUUUUGCUCCUUGCAAGAUGCGUGUCAAAUGCUACCGAAUCAAAAUGGUCGUUUACGCUCUGUUGGGAACCAUGAUGCAACGCUCAGGGCAGUGGUGCAUCAGGCAUGACAGCGGGGGAGAUGGGAUUCUGCUCAGAAAACUGCCAGCACUGAUGCAGGUUCAGCCGGAGCCUUGACUCCUCAGCAUGUCCGAGCUCAUUCGUCUCCAGCUUCGCUGCAGCUGGGAGCUGUCUCUCCGGGGACCCUUACCCCCUCUGGAGUAGUGACUGGUCCUGGACCUGCCUCAUCUUCUCAACAUCUCCGUCAGUCCUCAUUUGAGAUCCCCGAUGAUGUUCCUCUGCCACCAGGUUGGGAAAUGGCUAAGACACCAUCUGGCCAGAGAUACUUUCUUAAUCACAUUGAUCAAACAACUACAUGGCAAGAUCCCAGGAAGGCCAUGCUUUCCCAGAUGAAUGUGACAGCCCCCACCAGUCCUCCAGUUCAACCGAACAUAAUGAAUUCAGCAUCAGGCCCACUCCCCGAUGGAUGGGAACAAGCUAUGACCCAGGAUGGAGAAAUUUACUACAUAAACCAUAAGAACAAGACCACAUCUUGGCUAGACCCAAGGCUUGACCCACGCUUUGCUAUGAAUCCACGAAUCACCCAAAGUGCUCCAGUGAAGCAGCCACCUUCAUUAGCUCCUCAGAGUCCUCAAGGAGGUGUGAUGGGCAGUGGCAACUCCAAUCAACAGCAACAGAUGAGAUUGCAACAGUUACAAAUGGAGAAAGAGAGACUGCGACUGAAGCAUCAAGAACUGCUUCGGCAGGUGAGGCCACAGGCAUUGCGGAAUAUCAAUCCCAGCACAGCAAAUUCUCCAAAACAUCAGGAAUUAGCUCUCCGUAGCCAACUUCCAACAAUGGAACAAGACAGUGGUUCUCAAAAUCCAGUUUCGUCUCCUGGAAUGUCUCAGGAACUGAGAACAAUGACUACAAAUAGUUCUGAUCCUUUUCUGAACAGUGGAACAUAUCACUCCAGAGAUGAAAGUACAGACAGUGGGCUUAGCAUGAGCAGUUAUAGUGUACCCAGAACCCCUGACGACUUCCUGAACAGUGUUGAUGAAAUGGAUACAGGUGAUAGUAUCAGCCAAAGUAACAUACCCUCCCAUCAAAACCGUUUCCCAGACUACCUUGAAGCCAUUCCAGGGACAAAUGUGGACCUUGGGACCCUGGAAGGAGAUGGGAUGAAUAUAGAAGGAGAGGAACUGAUGCCAAGUCUGCAGGAGGCUUUGAGUUCUGACAUCCUUAAUGACAUGGAAUCUGUGCUGGCAGCCACCAAGCUAGAUAAAGAGAGUUUUCUUACUUGGUUAUAGAGGCCUCAGGGAGACUGCAUCCAAAUCUGUGAAGGAUCUAAGGAGAACAGGACAUCUGUACCUGAAGUUAAUAAGAAACCAGUGUGGCAAACAUUUGGUUUGUGGUCAGAAAAAGUAAAUGAACAAAUAUUCAGCAAGAUUUCUUUCAUCCAAUAUUUUGCUCUUCCUUAUCCAUUGCUGCUGUUAUAUAUUGCUGACCUCUUUCACAGCUGACUCUGAAGAAUAGACAUCUUUUUGGUCUUUUUCUAUUGCUGUUGCAACUACUGUUCAAUGGGGUGGAGGGUGAUGAGCCUAUUUGGAUGAUGAAUGCCAUUCCUUUUGUCCUCAUAUGCGCUUGCAUAUCAUUUUAUCUAAGUACUCAGAUUUGUGAGUUAACUUCUGCAUGUCACCGCUUGUAGUUUGCUCAGCUAGUUAUCUCCUCUGUUGCCUAUGGCAAGUGGUAAAACAUGACUUACUGGUGUGACAAGCCAAAAAUGAUGUAUCUGGUCAAAAGAAGUCAAUACUGAUUUGGAGAUAAAGCUUAAAGAAGGGCUGAAGACAGUUUGACAAUAAGUGGUUGCUACUACUAGCUCUUCCAUUAGUCACAAAGUGCUCUUGUUCAUAUUUUAUGGUAUAGUAAAUGAGUCGUAUAGUAACAUACGAAUUUUUAUUGUUGCCACAUACUUUAAUCAAACUUUUUGUCUGUUAAAAACUAGGAUUUUUUUGUUAGUUGGUUUAAUUUUAGCCAUAGUUUGGGAAGUAACUGUAGGUGCUUUUUUAAAUAGUGAAAUCUAAAUUUCCUGAUUUCACAGUCUUAUUUAAAUCUGAAUUGUCUGCUUUUUUAUACCCUAAAACAUGUCUAUUGUAGCCUGAUAGUGAGCCCAUGAAACUAUUUUGCUUGUAACUUUUAUUCUUAAAGGCUAGCUUUGAAUGUAAUCGUUAGAAUAAAUGACCAGUGGCUUAUUUUUCAUGCCUACUUGCAAGAAUUUGAAAUUAGAAUCUGGUUGUGCCACUGUAAAAUGUAGUUCUAUGUGCUGUAUCUAAACUUUUAUCAUGCAUUUUAAAGUAGCAAAGCCUGUACACUACAUGUUUAAUUGACUGUUUUAUCUAAUCUCUUUGGUUUUAUUUUUUAGUUUUGAUAUCUGAGUUUAAGAAAGUAAAAUCUUUGGGAGAAACCUUAGUGAAAAGUUCUCCUUUUAAGUAGCAUGGAAAAAUAGUCUAAACUAUCAUCUCACUUUACAUUGCAAUGAACACACUAAACUAAAAAACUCAAAGCCUUGGUAAGACUGUUAGUGAAAAAUAAGCCCUGGACACUAUAUUAAAAGACUGUAAAGAUAUGUGUUAGAUGGUGACAUGAGCAGGUAAUGAAGUGUAUAUUAGUAGUAGAGCUUAGCAUGGGGUAGAGAUGAAUGACUGACAUACAACUUACUCUGUUAAAGUAAAGGUAACACUGAGUUAUCUGCAGGAGUUGACACUGUUUCCAAAGAGUAUUUUUAAAUGAACAAAGUGAGCAUGAAUCAAACUUUCAGUAUAAGCUAUGAAGUAGUUCUUGGGUUAAAAAAUAGUGGUAUCAGAUAGCACCUGUUUAAUUAAAGGUCUGUCAGUCCCAUUGUCAGUCCUUAUUAUCAAGGAUUUAUAUCAUGGCCAUAACAAGACUGUAGAUAUAUGGGAAAAACAAAUCUUUGCUUGGAAGAAUUUUUUUAAAUCAUUUUUAAGGCACUCAGUUAUUUUUAAGUUAUAGGAGUAAACUAAGAAAUCCAAGAAUUAAGUGUUUUAUCCUUCAGGUUUUCUACGUGACAAGAAUUUGAAAUGGCUCUAUUUUAUCAUUUACAAAUGUUAACACAAAAAGACUCUGCUUUUGGAGUUCUAAAUUUUAUUUUAAAAAACUAAAGCAGCAGCAAUUGAGAUUUGAAAUUUGCCACUAUUUGUGCAUGUUUACUAUUUUUCAUAACAUUUUUAAUAAUCAGAAGGUGCGAAGUCAGAAGUGGUGUGUUGUGGAAUAUUAUUUUAAAUGAAUUUCUCACUAAUAUGUCCGCAACAGCAAUACAUUCUGCUACGCCAGUAACCCACAGGUUAACAGGCCACAUACAUUGUGCAAUGACACAUUAGCCCUUAAAACAGUAUUUAUAUCCAUUUUAGGAUUGUAGGAGUAUUUUAUACUUGCAUUAAGAAUUCUUCCAUCCUUCUUCCCUCCACUUUGAAAAAAAAUGUUAAAGAAACUGACACUAAGUUUUGAAGAGUAACUUGAAUGGUCUGAUAUAUACCCACAAAAGCAAGGAAAUUUCAGAGCUUUAUUCCCCAUUUCAAUCUGACUUAACCAGUUGUAUCCAAGUAUAAUAGCACAAUGGUACAUAUUAUGCAUUAAGUGCAAACUCUUGACAUACUGUACCUUGAUACCACAGGGAUGACCAGGUUUCUUUCCUUGCUUUUAUGUGUUUGUCAGACCUUUGUUUUCUUUUGAUAGUAGAAACACUAAAAUGGCUUAUACUGUAUUUGGGUGGCACUGCGUAGGAUAGGUACUGACUGGGAAUUCUUGAAUUGCUCUAACAGUAAUCCUAUUUUGUGAUUCUUUAAUAGACUUUAAGACACUUCCGUUCUCUUCCAUUGUUAGGAAAUAUAACCUAGAGAUGCUAUACUGUUAGCAGUUGAAAUUGAUUUGGAUUGUUUUAUUCUGUAAAAGCAUUAUUUGAUGACGUGGUUAAAAUUUGUUUGAAAUGCGAAGUGUUUGCUAGUAUUUUAUACUGAUUGAUGUAUAUAUUUAAACAAAACAAAAUCAUUGUCCUAAUUUUAUAGCUUCUAGAAUUAACUGUACUGUGUGCAGAAUACAGAUGAGGCAUAUUAUCCCUAUUGUGCUGUACAGUACCUUGGCAGGACAGCUGCUUUGGAAUAGGUUACAGUGUCAAGUAAAUCAUACUAGAUCAAAAAUUCUACCGUUCAGUGUUGGUGCUCACCAGUGCAAAAAGGAGAAGAGACCUUUUCAAUACAAUUAACACUACUUGGCUUUUGCAUAUCUGGUGAAUUAGUACUAAGGCGACUUUUCACUUGCAAGCAUGUUUUUAUACAAAUAGCAGGUGUGCCUGUGUAAAAUAAUGAUUUGUUUUUCUGUAUCUUGAAAAAAUACUCUCCACAUUUAAAAUGAUCUAUAUUAGAGAAUUCUUAAAUGCACCCUUGUCAGAAAUAUAUAUAUUAGUUACCAAUGUUACUUUUUAGAUAUGAGCAUGCCUGUACGUUAGGUACCUAAGUAAAUUCUGUUACAUUAUUUUUCUUUAUGUAAUACUUUUGCAGUUGUUUCAUGUGGUAUAAAUAUAUACUUUCUGCUUAAAAUA
This is a messenger RNA of Alligator sinensis (Chinese alligator), 4865 nucleotides long. RefSeq names its product Yes associated protein 1 (gene YAP1). Gene Ontology annotation, biological process: positive regulation of transcription by RNA polymerase II; hippo signaling. Gene Ontology annotation, cellular component: nucleus; cytoplasm. NCBI's taxonomy places the organism in Eukaryota, Metazoa, Chordata, Crocodylia, Alligatoridae. The transcript has 9 exons. The record is from RefSeq and is a predicted model, not a curated record. The coding region runs from base 568 to 1560 and encodes 330 amino acids. Gene Ontology annotation, molecular function: transcription corepressor activity; transcription coactivator activity; protein binding.